AUGCCAACUCCGUCUAUAUCUUCUUAUGAGGAAGAUUAUAAAUCUAUACAUGGAGAAGAGUAUAAACCAAUAUAUGAGGAAGAGUAUGAACCAAUGUAUGAGGAAGAGCAUGAACCAAUGCAUGAGGAAGAGCAUGAACCAAUGUAUGAGAAAGCGUAUGAACCAGAGUUACAAUUAGAUGAAUCUGAA
Molecule: messenger RNA, 189 nt
Organism: Racocetra fulgida
Lineage: Eukaryota; Fungi; Glomeromycota; Glomeromycetes; Diversisporales; Gigasporaceae
Source: the annotation of a GenBank genome assembly